Molecule: messenger RNA, 6708 nt
Organism: Menidia menidia (Atlantic silverside)
Lineage: Eukaryota; Metazoa; Chordata; Actinopteri; Atheriniformes; Atherinopsidae
Source: the annotation of a GenBank genome assembly
AUGAAGCCCAUAAAGAAGCAGGGCCGCCGCUCGCCGCCCUCCACCCGCGCCAAGGGGGGCAAGCGGCGGGUGGGCGGCGACGCCCCCGACGGCGGCGAGAAGCGAGACUCCGACGACAGCAGAGACGGGAGCCGCUCGCCGCCCAGCCGCACGCCGUCCAGCUCGCAGUCCGAGUCCUCCCAGCCGGACGCGGCGAGGGGAAGGGACGCCUCGGAGGGGGAGGGGCCAGCAGACGAGCGACCGGUAGACGAGCGACCGGGCCGGGCGCCACCGAGCGGCGGCGACAGCAGCAGCAGCAGCACGCCGAGCGCCAACAGCAGCCCCAACCCCGCCGCCAGCAGGAAGACCGCCACCUUCAAGGCCCGCGUCCCCAAGAAGAAGUACACCUCCGAGCACUGCUCGCCCGCCAACGCCGCGCCCUGCUGCACGCCGCCGCCCCCCGGACACCCGGCGGGGUCAGGGGUCGACGCCGGCGCCUCACAUUGUGACGGCGGCGCCCAGAGCCUGAUGGAGGUCCACGGCCGGGGGGGCCCCCGAGGCUCCCCGGGCCCCCCCACCCUGCUGCCCGGGGGGGCGGAGCCAGCUUCCCCCAGCCCGCUGCCCCGCUGCUCCUCCACCGACACCGCCAGCGAGCACUCGGCCGACCUGGAGGUGGUCGGCGAGCCGCACGGCGCCGCUCAGCCGCCCGAGCUGGCCGCCGCCGCCGGCCUCCCCGACGCCCUGUCCGACGCCCUCGCCAAAGGCCUGAAGAACCAGCGCGUGCUCGCCCGCCAGUUCCGGAGACGGGACGGCGGCGGCGGUGGCCAAGCGGCGGCGCCCGACCUGCUGUUCCGGGCCGGCGUGGUCCGCAGAGUGAGCGGCGAGUCGGGCAGCCUGGAGGUGCAGCUGAACGGCGAGAAGACGCUCUGCCGCUACCCCUACCGGCGCAGCCCGCCGGGCGUGGUGGACAUCGUCCUGGACGCGCCGCCGCCCGGCGUGCACGCCAUCCCCAUCGGGAGCCGGGUCUGCGUGCCGUUCGGCCGCCAGGACGGCGCCGAGGGCCAGUGGUACCGGGAGGGCCUGGUGACCCAGGUGGACUCGCACCCGGCCGUGGCCAACCGCUACCGGGUGCUGCUGUCCGAGCCGCACGCCGCCCAGGACGCCGCCCAAGACGCCGCCCAGGACGCCACCCAGGCCGUGUGGGUGUCCCGGCAGACGCUGCGGCUGCUGGUGCCGCCGUGGGACCUGGACCUGCCCUCGGGCGGCGGCGGCGGCGAGGAGGCGCGGGACCAGCAGGACAAGCGGGAGGAGAGGGAGGAGCUGGAGGUGGAGCAGGAGGUGUGCCGCCUGAGCCGGGGAAUGGCGCCGGCGCUGGCGAGGGGCGUGUCCUACGCGGGGAUGGUGCCCGUCUCGGCGGCGGUGGCCCACAGCGUGGCGUCCCCUGUCACGCCGGUGUCGGUGCUCAGCCUGGCGCCGGGCCGCGAGUGGGAGCGGGAGCUGAGGCAGCGGGACGCCGGCGGCGGCGUGCAGCAGCACCACCCCUACAUGCCGCUCACCCCCGAGGAGGACAUGGAGGUGUCCCACUUCAACAUGGUGCCCAUGGGCGCGCUCAUGCCCGGCGCCAAAAACAUGGCCGCCCCCCAGCACCGCCACAUCGUGUCCAAGCCGCCUACCGGCUACCUGAACUCCCACCUGUCCGUGGUGCGCGGCAUCGGCGUCCCGCCCGCCCACCUGGCGCUCAACCCCCACCCGCCGCCGUCGCCCGUCCUGCUGGGGAUGGACCCGGCCGGCGCCGUCAUCGGCACCCCGCAGCUCCCCCCCCUGCCUCCCACCUCCUCCCCCCGGGCAGAGAAGGCCUCCGGGGGGGCGGCGGCCGGUGGCGGGGGCGGCGGCGGCUCGGGCUCCUCCUCCCGCUCCCGCACGCCGCUCACGGCGGCCCAGCAGAAGUACAAGAAGGGCGACGUGGUCUGCACGCCGACCGGCAUCCGCAAGAAGUUCAACGGCAAGCAGUGGCGGCGGCUGUGCUCGCGGGAGGGCUGCUCCAAGGAGUCCCAGCGCCGCGGCUACUGCUCGCGCCACCUGUCCAUGCGCACUAAGGAGAUGGAGGCCGGCGGCGGGCGCGAGCGGGGCGGCGCCGGCAGCACCGGCACGCUGACGCCCUCCGACCUGCGGCUGGGCGGCGCCGGCGGGCGCGCCAGCUCCGAGUUCGACUGGGACGAGACGUCGCGGGAGAGCAGCGAGGCCAGCAGCCGCGGCGGCGACUCGCGGCCGCGGCUGGUGCUGCCGUCGCUGCUGCCGCAGGACCUCAGCCGCUUCGACUUCGACGAGUGCGAGGCGGCCACCAUGCUGGUGUCGCUGGGCGGCUCGCGCUCCGGCACGCCGUCCUUCUCGCCCAUCUCCAACCAGUCGCCCUUCUCGCCCACGCCCUCGCCCUCCCCUUCGCCGCUCUUCGGCUUCCGGCCCGCCAACUUCAGCCCCAUCACCGCCCCCCCCUCGCUCGCCCCCCGCCGCAGCCGCCAGCUCAGCGGGACCAAGAUGGGCACGCCGGGCGCCGCCGCCGACCGCGAGCGCCACCUGUCGGGCAUCGUGCCCUCCUUCCAGACCAACCUCACCUUCACCGUCCCCAUGAGCCCCAGCAAGAGGAAGCUGGACGGCCACCCGCCCCCCCCGCUGCCCGCCAUGCAGGACUACCCCCCCAAGGGCGAGCCGCCGCUGAUGGGGGUCGGCGGCGGGCUGGUGGGAGACCCCGCCCCCUUCAGGGUGUUGUCCCCGCAGAGCCAGCCGGCCACGCCCUCCUCGCUGUCCUUCCCCCGGCCCCGCAGCGCCACCAGCAGGCCGCCGUCCUCCGCCGCCUCCACGCCGCCCCCCAUGCUGGUGUCGCCCACGCCGCCCUCGCCGCUGCCCCAGGAGCCCUCCCCUCGCCGCAUCGUGCCGCUGCGCGACUCGCCGGUCAUCGUGCGGAACCCCGACGUGCCGCUGGCCAAGUUCUCCGACGGGCCGAUGGCGAGGAGGGAGAGGAGCCGGUCGCGGGAGCACAGCCAGCCGCCGCACGCCGGCCCCCCCGGCCUGCAGGCGCCCGUCCCCAUCAACGGCGCCGCCACCAACGGGGCGGUGCUGCUGCGAAGCCCCGCCCCCACCCUGGUGCUGGUCACGUCCAGCUCGUCUCUGACCCCGGCGCCGGCCGGCCACGCCUCCCUCUCCAGCCCCUCCACCCCGGGGUCAAUGGCGGCGCCCCCCGGCUCCAUCAUGGCCUCCUCUGGUUCUGGGGGCCGGGAGAGGAAGCCGGAGGGGCACCAGGACGCCUCUGGGGGGGCGCUGCCUCAGCCGGUGGCGUGCCACCCCACGCCGACAGCGCUGCUGCCGCUCAUCCUGCCGGCCGACUCGCCACACCCGGCGCCACGCAAGCAGAUCAUCAUGGGCCGCCCGGGAACCGUUUGGACCAACGUGGAGCCUCGGUCGGUGCCAGUGUUCCCUUGGCACUCGCUCGUCCCUUUCCUGGAGCCCAGCCAAUCAGGAGCGGCCGCCCAGCCUACUGACGGCCAGCAGCUCGUCAAUCAGGGCAAAGAGCCUCGCUGUGGCGUUGCCCUGCUGAGCGACGGCCAGACGGGCCCCCUGCACCAGGACAGGGGCUCGCCCUCCUGCCCUCCCCCAGCCAAUGACAAUCCUCCCUCAGACCGUGGUGGCGCCGACAGCGAGACGGAGAGCGACACAGACGACCCGUUUUCCCCCGGCGUGGCCAACGACCCGUCUCCCUCCACCGGACCCAUGAAGAGGCGCACACAGUCCCUCAGCGCCCUGCCCAAGGACAUGGACAGGAAGAGGGAAAAGGACCACAUCCGCCGGCCCAUGAACGCAUUCAUGAUCUUCAGUAAACGCCACCGGGCCCUGGUGCACCAGCGCCACCCCAACCAGGACAACCGCACAGUCAGCAAGAUCCUGGGGGAGUGGUGGUACGCCCUGGGGCCCAACGAGAAGCAGCAGUACCACGACCUGGCCUUUCAGGUGAAGGAGGCCCACUUCAGGGCCCACCCGGACUGGAAGUGGUGCAACAAGGACCGCAGGAAGUCCCUGUCCGAAGGCCGGGGGACCCCAAAGGAGCUGCGGGAGAGGAGCAUGUCUGAGAGCAUCGAUGCCCUGUCGGAGUCCCCGGCGGCGCAGGACGGGAAGGGAGGAGGCCCCGCAUGGCCAGAGGGGCCCGAGGGGCCCGAGCGUCGGGUGGGGCCGACCGGGGGGCCUCAGCCCCGCCCCCGAGCGUUCUCCCAAAGUGCUGUGCACACCCUGGAAAAGAGGGAAAGAGAGCUGGAGAAGGACGAUGGAGCGGGUUUGUUUCGCAGCCGACCGCCGCUCCAGUCGCUGUACCAAGGCGGCGCCAGCGAGGACGUGACGAGCGAUGAAGAGCGCAUGGUCAUCUGCGAGGAAGAGGGCGACGAUGAUGUCAUGGAGGACUCAUGCCAAGAAGGCUCCAUUGACCUCAAGUGUAAAGAGAGAGUCACGGACAGUGACGAGGAUGAGCCGGAUGGACAGCAGGGCUUCCAGCCGGUGGCUCGCUCCUCUUUCCCCUCCUCUUCCUCUCCCUCCACCCCUCAUUCCGACUCCAGCUCGCAUAAAGGGAUCACAGAAGGAGGAGUAGCUGCAGAGGACAGUGCUGACAGGAGGAGAAACAGAGGAGGGGGUGGAGGAGAGGAGGGCGGCCAGGGAGGGCCCAGGCUAGAGGAGCCGGCAGGAGGAGGGGAAGGAGGAGGCGGGCAGAGCGCCCCCCAGCCUGCCGGGGCCCAGCCGGCCUUCACCCAGCUCCUCGGGGGGGUCCGCAUUGCCCCCACAGUGGUGACCAACGUGGUCCGACCCGUGGCCAGCACGCCCAUCCCCAUCGCCAGCAAGCAGGCGGAGGCCGCCGGCGUCCUCGGCCCGGUGGCGCCGGACAGCAAAGCCGGCCUCCUGAUGGGAGGAGGCGGCGCCCAGCAGCUGCCGCUCAGCGCAGGGGUCCAAACCCCGUCGCCGGCCUUGCAGAGCAAUGUGUUGGUUCCCAUGGCAACGGUGAGGGCGGGGUCCACUCCUCCUCAGCCCUCCAUCUCCCUGGUGGCUCCGCCUCUUCCUGUGCAGAACGGCCCGGCCGCUGCAAACAAGAUCAUCCAGAUCGGCACGGUUCCCCUGAUGCAGACCAGCGUCCACUCUGUGGCGACUGUGAUGGCUCCCUGUGCGGCACCCCCCCAGACGGUGCUCCUCACCCCCCAGCCCACCAGGAUCACCUACGUCCAGUCGGGUCCGGAGGUGACGUCGGCGGCGCCCCAGACGGGCUCGCAGCCUCCCGGCUCCUACCUGCCUUCUCCUCUGGCGGCCCUGGGCUUCGCCGCCAUCUCCCCGGCUGGGCAGGCGCUGGUCCAGCCCAUCGUCGGCCAGCAGCCCCUUCUGGCUCCGGCGCCGCCCCUCAGCUGCCAGUCUCAGAUGCCGCCGGGCCAGCCGGCCGCCGCCAGUCGCCAGGUGCUAACCGCCAUCUACCCCGCCCCCACCGUGGCCCUGGCCGCCAGCGUGGUCCCAGUGGCCGCCGUGUCGCCCCUGGUGGUCAACCCUCCCCCCUCGCAGGCCACAGAGCAGCAGGGGGCAGCGAGCUCUCAGGCCGGAGCCGGAGCGGAGGUGCAGGUGAAGCAGGAGAGCCAGCAGGAGGCUGAAAGCGACGAUGGAGCCGCAGCGCCGGCCGCCUCCUCGAUGGACAGCUGCCCAGCGGGCGGGGGAGCAGUGAUAAAAGAGGAAAACAUCAGCGUGAGCAUCAAAGAGGAAAACAUGAACGAUGGAUCUGGAAAAGAGAGACAAAGUGAGACGGACGACGAGAGAGAAAGAGCGACAAAAGAGAGCAGCGAAAAGAAGAGAGCUGUCGAGGCUGGUCCUCAUUCCCCACCUCCACCCACCUCAGGUUUGGACCCACUUCCUCCUCCACCAGCAGAAAGAGAGGCCCCCUCUUCCUCCAAGAAGAAUAAGGUCUUGUCUGGGAUGUGCUUUGAGGAGCGUUUCGCAGAGCUUCCAGAGUUUAACCCGGAGGAGGUGCUGCCCUCGCCCACGCUGCAGAGCCUGGCCACCUCCCCCAGAGUCAUCCUGGGCAGCUACCGCAAGAAGAGACGCAACUCCACAGACCUGGACGCGGCGGCAGAGGAUCCCAUCUCCCCUCGGAGGAAGACCCGGCGCCUGUCCAGCUGCAGCUCCGAGCCAAACACCCCCAAGAGCGCUGCCAAGUGCGAGGGGGAGGUCUUCACCUUUGAGCGGACGGGUAAGCCAGGCGGAGGGGCGCCACCGGCCGCCGCCGAGGCACACCGGGCCGUUCUCAUAGAGCUUCCUGUCCCCCCAGGCUCCGAGGGCGAGGUCCCCCCCGGGGACCCGGACAGGGUUCCCUACUCGUCUUUGCGCAGAACACUGGACCAGCGCCGGGCCCUGGUCAUGCAGCUGUUCCAUGAGCACGGCUUCUUCCCCACAGCUCAGGCCACAGCUGCCUUCCAGGCUCGCUACUCGGACACGUUCCCCACCAAGCUGUGCCUGCAGCUGAAGAUCCGCGAGGUCCGUCAGAAGAUCAUGCAGACGGCCACGCCAGGAACCCUGGAAGCUGGGGGCCCCGCCGAGGCCGGCCCCGCCCCCCCCCACAGCUCCUCCUUCAAUCAAUCAGCACGGGAGGACGACGGGGGGGUGGAGCCGCCCGCAGACAAAGGCCAGAGCCCAGAGGAGCCCAAAAGUGAGGGGUCGUAG